Molecule: messenger RNA, 5123 nt
Organism: Frieseomelitta varia
Lineage: Eukaryota; Metazoa; Arthropoda; Insecta; Hymenoptera; Apidae
Product: protein artichoke-like
Exons: 3
Coding region: 883-2955 (690 amino acids)
Cellular component (GO): voltage-gated potassium channel complex
Molecular function (GO): transmembrane transporter binding; potassium channel activator activity; voltage-gated potassium channel activity
Source: RefSeq, a predicted model, not a curated record
UCGAUGAUUAUUCAACAUUUAUGUUGUUUAUAGUACGUUUAACAUGUAACCACGAAACGUCAUUAAUUAUUCAGUAUAACACAAAAAAACCUAUGCAUCGUGCAGAUAAUGAAUAAUCAAUAGACACGUGUGAAAUGUGAUUGCAUAACGCAUCAUCAUGUGUUACAGAGGAUAUUAAAAAUUGCUUAACGAUCAAACGUCCGGAAAGAAAUUCGCUGAUGUUCGUGAUAAAUAUUUUGUGUGAAUACAGAAAUACACGUCUUGCGUGAAGUUAUAUCCAGAUCAAAGAAAUUGAACGAAUAUUUUCGAAAAGGGGUUAGUUAAAGUGCGCAUGCGCUUAAUGUGUGUACAAUUUCGGGAACCCCGCUCGUUCAACGAGACAGCAUUAAUCGUGAUUCGAGGACAUAAUUGUAGAAAAUAAAAUAAAGUAAAAUCGUGAGACUGACAAACGAUUUAACCGUUCGAACGAGAUAUCGACGAGAUAUCGAAUUUUCCUCAACAGAUAAAUGUCUCUCCUCUUGACAUAGGAGGUUAGAAAACAUCGCGACACAAAUAGGAUCUUUAGUUGCUGUUUACUAACUGAAUAAUGGAGUUGUACAUGGUAUUCGACAAGGGGGGAUGAAAUACAGUGCGUGCGUAUGCAUGUGAUCGUGUGUGAAAGAGAAAAAGUAGGGAGGGAAACAUAACACCCCGAGAAGACGCGCGUCGCGAGACUAAUACGACGCAGAAAGAACGAGAGUGCGCGUCAGUAGGUUUUACCCUGACCUCGGUCAGACGGACAUGGUUUAAUUUAACCGGAUCCCUGCAAACUCAGUUCAAUCUAUCUUUGUCCAGUGGCACGUUCAAAUCCUCGCAACGUUCGCGAUUUAACCUCAUCGUUCCAUGGGAGGAAGGAAGAAUACACCGUUUUUCCGAUAUUCCGUGUUUAUCAAGAUGUUGGUACUACUAUUGUCAGUGGCCAUACUUGGCACAUCGACGUUUGCCUAUAAUGGCGAAUUGGUGGAACAAGAAUGUCCCGUCGACUGUCAUUGUCAUUAUUUUCGCAUCAACUGGGUGACCGACUGCUCCGAAAGCAAUUUAACCAGCAUCCCGAACGACGAGCUCAGCCCGAACAUUUACAUUCUAGAUAUGAAUGGUAACAACAUCGCACAGAUCGGUCCAUUUCCACAUUCGAUCAAGCUAAGGCGUCUCCAGAUGGCACACAAUCGUUUGACCGAGCUCAAGUAUGAAUCCUUUGCUGGAUUAAUUUACCUGCUGGAAGCAGACUUUUCGUCAAACGCGAUCACUCAUGUUGAUCCCGAGGCAUUUAGGGACAGCCCUGGUCUAAUCUCGCUGGAGCUUCAGAACAAUCCUCUGGACGAGGUGAAAGGUCACUUUUUAAAUUGUCGUACCCUGCUCUACCUCGAUCUGAACUCGUGCGGCAUCCACCGUCUGAACACACAGUUCUUCCACAAUACUACGAAUCUAAAUAAACUCGACUUGUCGCACAAUCCGCUCGGACAGAUCGAACCCGGCCCGUUUGAUCACCUCACUAAUCUGGAAUACCUGAAGCUGAACGCUUGCAACUUGACCCACAUCUCUCCGGAUGCGUUUGCACAUUUGGAAAACCUUCGCGAACUCGAGAUGGCGGAGAACGAUCUGCGCGCGUUGAGCUGGACGAGCGUCUUAGCGCCGCUGAUUCGUCUUGAAUACCUGAACAUCAGAAAGACUGGGAUUACCAAUUUGCCAGGAGAUGCGUUUGCAAAGAAUUUGUACCUCAGGCAGUUGGUGCUCGCCGACAACGAGCUGUGGCACUUGGACGUUGGAAACACGCUUGGCCACAAUCUGCAUAGUCUUCAGUCGUUGGAUUUGUCGAACUGCAAUCUACAAGACCGCUUGUCCGAGGAAGCUUUCAAAAAUGCUAGUAAACUGCGCGUGUUGAACCUGAGCGGCAACCCGAUGUUCGCCGCCGAUUUGACAGCCGUGUUGCGUCACUUGCCGAAGCUCCACAAGCUUUCGUUGAGCAAUUGUAGUCUGCGACGUCUGCCUAAUGCUUUCCACGUGUUCGAGCAUCUAGAGGAGCUGGACAUCUCGCACAAUCCUUUGUCAGACGCGUUUGUCAGUUUAUUGAAUCCAUUGGAAUCGUUGGAAUACCUGGACAUGUCCUAUUGCAAUCUUGGUUACGUCGGAAACAACACGUUCGCUCACAUGACCUCGCUGAAGAAACUAAUAUUGUCUGGAAACAAGCUGCAUACUCUGGAAGAGGGAUUGUUCGCAAAUUUGACGAGAUUAGAGAGCCUGGAGCUGAACAACUGUGACCUGAAGACCCCCAUAGAUCCUAAGGUAUUCGGCGACCGAGUCAGUACAGACAUCAUCGAACUCAAGCUCAGUGGAAACUCUCUGGAAGUGCCUCAAGAGGGUUCUCUGCUUCCAACGCAAUUGUCCAAUCUCGAAAUCCUGGAUCUAAGCAACUGUAACUUGCAGCAUCUGAACGAAAAUCUGUUUUCCAGAACUAGAAAUCUCACUCAAUUGAAUCUGUCCGGUAACAGUAUUUCCGGCACAGAGAAUCUAGCCUGUCUGAAAAAGCUGCGCAUGCUGGAGCAUUUGGAUCUCAGCAACAACAGUCUGACCACCAUUGUACCGCGAAUAUUCAAGUCGAAUCCACGCCUGUUGUCGCUCAAUUUGCUGGGUAAUCCAUUCGUGUGCAACUGCUUUAUCACGGACAUGUGGGACUGGGCGUUACAGGUGAAGAAUGAUCUGCACGUGCUGGUGGGUAGCCAGCCAGCGAACUUCGAAACUGGCGCGGCGAAACUGAGGAAGAGCCUGUCCUGUACGUACGACGAUGAGACUUACCGCAAGAUCGUGGAACAGGCACGUGCCAGCAUGGAUCAACGACGUGCUAGAAAAGGUGAUUUGACCCCGACUCGUACCUGGGCGAAAUACGUCCGCGAGUCGACCUGCGGUCGUAGUUUAUGAUACAUAGCGAACAAAUUUCAACAUCCGAUACUGAAUGUCUAUUACGACAGGACACACGGCAGACAGAGAAGCGAGUUGUAAACGUAUCUUGAAUCAACGAAGUAUACACACAUACACAUACACACACAUACACAUACACAUACAUAUACACAGACACAUACACAUACACAUACACACAGACACGUAUAACUGUGUACAAGAUGUGCUAUCGUCAGGUAAUUUAUCAAGAUUCUACCCCAAGGAGAACCAACAACGUCCCUUUUACUUCCAUGGCAUAUGACUUUAUUUUUGUAGCCGAUUUAAAUAGGAUUAAGAUGUGUUGGUAGUACGCGCGUGCGUAUACGAUAUCAGGAUGUUGGAAAAAUUGUUUGUACGCGGAACUCGUGCACGUUCUUUCGUCUGAAUAGAAUCUGGCAUUCAACCUCGUACGGUCGUCGUCAUCUUCACGGAAUCAUACGAUAAUAUAGAAGAUAUGGUGAUCGAUCGUUCUUGACUGUCUUCGACAAACCAUUCUCUCCCCUGUUCGUGGGGAAUUAUGUUUAUAUACGCGCGAGACGCGAUAGUCGUAUUUUAUUGGGAAGCGGUGCAAUUCGUCUGGCGUCAAUCGGAAUGAUUAAUGUAACGAGGGGUGAUAAGGUAAAACAAAGAAAAAGGAAAUAUUUAUCGAUUGUCAGAACAAUGGAAGGGUCUCGAAUUAUCAAUCACCCUUUUACUUCGAGUCUCUUUUGUGUUUCACCAACGUCUCUUUCUUUUUUUUCCACACCGGUGCUGGGAAUUAAUGGUCGAAAAAACCAGUCUAAGAUCGUUCGUUGUCAUGACAAUGGUGCCGUGUUUUUAAUUAAUCUCGCUCAGCCAUCGAGCCAACUUUUACUCUCUUCUUUUUCUUCUCGCGAGAGUCCGGGAAUAAUAACAAUAAUAAUAAUAUUGAACCGAAUUGACAACUUUAGCCUAAAGGCUAAAACGAAAGAUUGAACUGAAACGUGAAUGGAGAGGAUCGAACUAUUCCGAAUCAUGAAGAAGCGAGGGAGAGAUCCGAGCUAUUUACCUGUAUGAAACCGAGCGUGGAUUUUAUCUAAACGCUGAUGAACGAUGUGAAUUCGUGCUAGCCUCGCGUAAACACGUCGUGAUUAACAGUUACGAGGCCCUUGCAUGCUCGUAUAUACACUUAUAUCUGUUACUUUCGUGUUAUUAUAUACGAGCGCGUGUUACGCAACGUAACGUAAGUAUGGACGUCGCCAGGUAUAUGCUCCAUUCAGAAAAAAGACUCAAUUGCUGGAAUUAUUAACCCUCGACUAGAACCACUGAAAUUUACUACAUCGUUUAAUGUUUUGUUUUAUAAGUCCAAUUCGAGACUUGUUGGUAGAAUUUUAUCUAUCUAAUAUUUAUUAAUCUUUUAUUUAUCUAAUAGUUGCAUAGUUGCACAAGAUAUUAUUUUUCAUUUGUCAAUUUGUUAUACAGGAGUUAUUUCUUUCGAAACGUUAAUUAAUUUUGUUUGUUGAAAUGAGAUAAAAAUUUGGGAAAUUAAAGAUAAAGCAAGAUUAAUUUUGUUUCGCUUUACUAGUCGCGAAUCGAUUGAUGAUAUAAAAUUUGUUAUCCGUUGUCCUUCAUAUAUAUAUAUAUCUGUUAAGUUAAAUCGUUAAACGUAUUUAUUUUAGAUUGUAAUUAUUCGCGAGUAGCGUUGCUAGUUUUCGGUUAAAGACACACGCCGAGAGAUAUUUGUCUCCUUUUGAAGUUGAAGUUUACUUUGAUGUUCGCGUCUCCUCUUUUUCCGUGCGGAUCUAUAUUUAUGUUUUCCGUAUCAACACGCUGUUUCAACCAAAAAGUGUUCUCUGGCGGUGUCCAUGUAUAAAUACGAGAUAGAUCCUGUGGUAAGUUGAUUCUCAUUCCUUCCCUCAGAUUGGAUAGUGACGAUUUAAUUCCAGUGAAUUCCAGUUUUACAUAAUACAGAAAUAAUUUUUUCGGCAAAGGAACUCGGUUAGCGCUCAUCCAACACGAAUUGAGACAAAAUACACGUGUAUGUUGAUCUGCGAGAGAAUGGGCAUGCGAACCAGUUUUUUUCAAUCUCACUGUCGCUUCAAGCAAACACGAGUAAAUUCAGAUGCCGAUGCGAUUUCACUAUGUUCACGGAAUGUAUAAGACUGUAUUUAAUAAAGAAGUCAUUUUUCUUG